UAUUUCCCUAAGCUUGGUGAACAACUGCUUUUAGUCUAGUAUCAAACAUUAACAGUGACAGGACGUAUAUACAGUGAAAAAUACAGUGUAAAAUUUUCUCGUUCAAUUCGUUUCACAGUUUUUAAAGUUACAAAAUACAAGCAGUGAUCGUAUGAUAUUAUAUAAAAGUGUGUAGUUAGAUAGUCAAAAUUUUUCUAUUAAAAAAUGUCCGACUACUUCGAUGAAAUGGGUUGGACACCGUUAGAAGAUGGUGAGGCUCCAAAUCAUUUAAUACACAUGGCAAGGCUUCUACGAGAUUUCGGUAUGUGGGAUUUGUUGGGUCAAACUACGAGGCUACCACCACCAGCUUCAAAAUCUGCAAUAGAAAACUUGAAAGAGAUUGAAAUAAGUUCUGCCGAUUCAAAACAGUGUCCUGUAUGUUUAAAAGAGUUCGAAGACGGUAUAUCUGCAAAGUGCAUGCCCUGUAAACAUGUUUUUCAUAAGGAGUGUAUAAUACCAUGGUUAGAAAAGACGAACUCGUGUCCACUCUGCCGGCAUCAGUUACCUACAGACGAUGAAGAUUACGAAUUGUACAGAAAAGAAAAGAAACGCGAGGUAGAAAGGGAAAAGGAUUUAGAAACUUUGCAUAAUUCAAUGUUCAUGUAGAAAAAUACAUAUUUAUAUGUCAAAAAGAAGUGUUUUAUUUCUCUAUAUGAAUAUUUUCACGACAUCACAUUAUGAAUGUUUCAGAAUGUUUUAAAAUAUACGGAAAUGAAUUAAUGUACACUUGAUUAUCACUUUGCUAUAUUAUUUCAUAUGUUUGUAUCGCAUAAAGUAUGUAUCUAUCUAACACAAUUGUAUUCAUUGCUUUUUUGUAAUAAUAUGCACAGACGAAUACAUUUAUGGACAAACAGUUAAAAUAUACUUGAUAUAUAAAUUUUGAAACAUUGCUUAAUUGUUUAAAAUGUGAUAAGACAAACAAAUAUCAUGUCACUUGCGUGAUGCACUUUCAUCUGUAUCUUUUGUUUAUAAUAGCAUGAAAUAACAUCUAAAAUUCCAGAACACUGUGAAUGCGUGUCGCAGACGUUCAGAGUAAUAACUUAUCGUAUAAAUUCAACUACUACAUAUGUAUUUGUGAAGGAUAAAUGAGAAGACUUAGAUUUAUUAAUAGGAAAUAAUGUUUAUUAUACAGUGUACAUAUUUAUUAACUUCAUUUAUUUUAUUUCUGUUAUAAAUUUUAUAUUAAUAAUAUUAUUAUGCUUUGCCGAGCGACGAAUGCCUUGAUCAGUGUGCGCUUAAUCUAUAACAAUCUCCGUAAAAAGUAUAGAAACUUCUGCUUUUUAUUUUGUUCGUUUGUUUGUUUUCCUUUCAUCAUUCUCUCCCAUCCCCAUCCUUUUUCGGUUGAUCAUUUAUCAAUCCCCCCAUUCCCCCUUACAUUGAUCACCAUUAAUUAUACCACCAAAGAGUAUCGCCAAAAUAUGUUGCGCUGAAAACGGCAUAAUCGUUCGGCAUAUACAAAUAAUAGUACUGUCGAAGUUAAAGUAAUUGGCGGUUCAUUCAUUUCCUUUGUUUGUUCAUAUUUUUUUUGCCGGUGACGCCAUUUCGCACGAAAUGGCGCGCCGCCGCCUUCGCGCCGUUCUGGUCGCGACAUUCUCGAACGUUUUUCUUUUCCUCGAAAUACUUCACCCUAGGAUUAGUAUUUGUUAUGAAUU
Nomia melanderi (Alkali bee) is the source of this 1691-nucleotide messenger RNA. RefSeq names its product E3 ubiquitin-protein ligase RNF181-like. Gene Ontology annotation, cellular component: cytoplasm. Gene Ontology annotation, biological process: protein ubiquitination. Gene Ontology annotation, molecular function: ubiquitin protein ligase activity. Lineage: Eukaryota; Metazoa; Arthropoda; Insecta; Hymenoptera; Halictidae. The record is from RefSeq and is a predicted model, not a curated record.